Truncatella angustata is the source of this 426-nucleotide messenger RNA. RefSeq lists its product as uncharacterized. Lineage: Eukaryota; Fungi; Ascomycota; Sordariomycetes; Amphisphaeriales; Sporocadaceae. The transcript has a single exon. Gene Ontology annotation, biological process: double-strand break repair via homologous recombination. Gene Ontology annotation, cellular component: cytoplasm; chromosome. The record is from RefSeq and is a predicted model, not a curated record. The coding region runs from base 1 to 426 and encodes 141 amino acids. Gene Ontology annotation, molecular function: 3'-5' DNA helicase activity; four-way junction helicase activity.
AUGUUUUUCCAACACGCACAUAUCCCACGGGACCGCUCGAUGGUUUUCCGAAGUCGAAUUACACGGGGUAAUAUCCGCUACCAAGUCCAGGAGGUGGACAUGGACGAAGAGGACGACGUAGAGGACUGUCUGGCACAAGCGGUGGAAGAAGAGCUCCGGUUGUGCGAGCAAAGAUUUCCUAGCGGCAAGAUUAUUAUUUAUUAUGGAACCAUUGUGCGCGCCCAGUCCAUCAGUCGAAGGCUGAAUUGUCCGGCAUAUUACAACCAAGCGGGAAAUGCGAAACAAAAGCGAGAGAUACUCGAGGAAUGGAUGGAGCAUGGAAGGGCGAUCGUAGCCACCAACGCGCUUGGGGUGGGACUCGACGUGCCCGACGUCCGAGAGGUGAUUCAUGUAACGUCGCUAAGGAGAAUCCGUGACUUUGCAUAA